AUGCAUCAAAGUGUAGUCUGGGUGAAGGUCCUUACUACACACCCGAGCGGCAUGAGCUUCGAUACCUGGUGCGCUGGUUUCCCGAAGCCGUUCUGGGACUUCUCCUGCUCACAUAUCCAGGAUAUAAACAACAAGAAGCUCAUCAUCAUUGACCUGGCCAAGGGUCCUGAUUCUGUCAGGAUCAUCGACACCAAGAUGCCAUUGGGAGUCACAGCUAACAUAGAGGGCAUUGAUCCUUCCGAGGUGAUCUUGACUGGAGCAAAGGACGGAGUGACUAAGUUCAACCUGAAAACCGGCGAACAUGAGUAUGUCGCCAAGUAUUGGAGCGGCCCCAAUGCCGAGGAUAAGACAAGACGCAUGAGAUCGAACGAUGGCGCGGUUGAUACUCAAGGUCGGUUCUGGGUCGAAGCGUUCGUCGACCCCGAAAUAGCUGAGGUCACGGAGGAAGGCGUCCUCUUUAGACUGGACCACGAUGGGACGCUGCGCACGAUACACGAGAACUUGACCAUCCCGAACGGCAUUACCUGGAAUGCCAAUGACAACAAAAUGUACCUCACCGAUUCUCCGGUCCAAAACGUUUACGAGUUCGACUAUGACCCGAAGACAGGUGAUAUUUCCAACAAGAGGGUCUUUUUCCAUCUGGAAGAUGACGGGAUUCACCCUGAUGGUCAUGCCAUGGAUGUCGAGGGUAACAUUUGGCACGCCUGUUACGGUGGUUCAAAGGUCAUUCGAAUAUCCCCUGAAGGAGUGGUGACGGGUAUCAUUCACCUGCCGACACGCAAUAUCACCUGCCCAACGUUCGCUGGGACCGAGUUGUUUAUCACUAGUGCAAAGGAGUCGGAGCCCGAUAAAUAUCCUGAAUCGGCCAAAUUUGCGGGAAACUUGUUCAGAGUGGAUGUCGGCAUCGAGGGCAUGCCGAAGUACCGGGCUCGCUUGCAAUGA
This is a messenger RNA of Capronia coronata CBS 617.96, 942 nucleotides long. RefSeq lists its product as uncharacterized. Gene Ontology annotation, biological process: L-ascorbic acid biosynthetic process. Lineage: Eukaryota; Fungi; Ascomycota; Eurotiomycetes; Chaetothyriales; Herpotrichiellaceae. The record is from RefSeq and is a predicted model, not a curated record. The coding region runs from base 1 to 942 and encodes 313 amino acids. Gene Ontology annotation, molecular function: gluconolactonase activity; calcium ion binding. The transcript is spliced from 2 exons.